Messenger RNA from Symbiodinium sp. CCMP2592, 2271 nucleotides. The record is from the annotation of a GenBank genome assembly. Lineage: Eukaryota; Dinophyceae; Suessiales; Symbiodiniaceae.
AUGGCCAGAGAGUUCAGAGCUGACGUGGCAGGCCCACGAAUGCCGACAGCGGGACAUGCAGGCGGCAUUUGCGAGUCGUUCCAUGUAGAGCAUUCACGGGGCGAAGUCCAGAGCGCCUUCGCCGAGCUGGCUGCCCUGCAGUCAGGAGCGAAGCCGUCGGUCGAGGCAGCGCUGGCGAGCCUGGAGGAGCAGCGCCUCCAGCACGGCCAUGCAGAGGAGGAGCUUUGGGCACAUCUCCAGGCCCACGAAUGCCGACAGCGGGACAUGCAGGGCGAAGUCCAGAGCGCCUUCGCCGAGCUGGCUGCCCUGCAGUCAGGAGCGAAGCCGUCGGUCGAGGCAGCGCUGGCGAGCUUGGAGGAGCAGCGCCUCCAGCACGGCCAUGCAGAGGAGGAGCUUUGGGCACAUCUCCAGGCCCACGAAUGCCGACAGCGGGACAUGCAGGGCGAAGUCCAGAGCGCCUUCGCCGAGCUGGCUGCCCUGCAGUCAGGAGCGAAGCCGUCGGUCGAGGCAGCGCUAUCUGCCACAGCAAAGUCGGACGAGAUGGAGGCCAAGGUACAGUUCUUUGAGCAAGUGGGCCGUGCGUCCGAGGAGCUGCAGAAAGGCUUUGCCGAGCUGCGGAUGUCCUUCGGUGAGGUGUCAGAGGCUGACCAACGUCCUUCUCAGCAGAUCCAAUCUGAGCAGCUUGCCCAGACCGAGGCUUCACUGGUCGCACUUCGGGGCACCUUGUCCUUAGAGCUCGCAGAGGUCAAGCGCAUGCUGGCGGAAGAGAUGGCUUCCCAGGCGCGAGAUUUCUCGGAGCAGCUGGCACAGGGCAGAACUACCACCGUGGUUGAGAUUGAGACCGUCAGGGGCCAGCUGAUCGAAACAGUCGAGGACAGCAUCGAUCUGCGCAGGCAGCUGCUUGAGCUCUGCCGCAGCCACAUGCAACCACGGGCAGAGGGCGAACCCAUCACUGCUUCGAGCUUUCUGGUGUCAGAGGCACAGCAACACCUGCCCACAGAAGGCGCAGAUUGGGCAGCUCAAUUGAAGACGCUCUGGUCACGGUGUGAAGGACUGGCAGAAGAAGUGCGUCGGGUCGCCGACCGCCAGACUGCUGCGGAGCAGAGCACAUCACGUGGGCUUACGACAAUGCAGCAGGCAGUCGAAGGUUUGUCCAUCCGCUUGGGGGAGGUGUCUGCACCGCGCGACUCUGCCAUCUUCGGGCAGAGGCUGUUUGUAAACCAAGCGAACCUGGGCAGUGAGCCGGAGCCGUUUCGCAAAAUGCAGCAGAAAAGAAAGACACCACGUUGCUCCUGCCCUGCCAUGAAGGGGUGUUGGAAAUGGAACUGGAAAAGAGAUGUCAAUGUGGCGAUGGCUCGUGGCAUGCCUCCCGGCCAAGUGCACUUCUACACCUUUUCGGAUACGAUCCCACAUCCCGGCCUGUGCGUCUUGGCGGAAGCAGCUUCCGAGCUGGGCGGGGUCCUCCGCGUCAUGGGCCUCAGCAAGAGGCCUGGAUACAUCUUGAUCCACAGCCACUCCCCCACUUUGAAGUUCCUCAUGCUGCAGGAGGUUUUGGAGUACGAGGUCAGCAAGAGGCGCAUUGCCUCCGAUGACCUCGUUAUCUUCGCAGACGGCCAUGACGUGUUGCUACAGCAGCCACUGGCUGACAUCGUGGCGGCCUACAGCCGCUGGCCGGGUUCGCCGUAUCUCAUCUCCGGCGAGCGGAACUGCUGGCCCUGGCCGCACACAGAUCCAUCUCAUGGAGCUUGGGAUUUGACAGAUCGGGCCAGCUUCGGAAACGUCUCGUGGACCGUCAACCGCUGGAUCAAGUUCGCGCCACAGGACUUCUGUCGGAUGAUCAGGGCUGACGGCCCUUACCCGUUUCCAAACAUUGGCCUUUCCAUGGGACCUGUGUCGAGAGUGAUCGAGGUGCUGCGCAGGAAUAACAAGAUCGUGCUGGAAGAAGAUGUAAAUGAUCAAGGCGCAAUGUGGCUGGUCAUCAUGCGACAUGCACUAGAGCUGAACAUUCAGAUUGACCAACAUGCUGAGGUCUUCAUGAGCAUGCUGCAAUACAAAGCUGGAGAACUUGAGCGAGAACCCUGUGGCCACGGAUGGUUUCGAGGUCCUGGAGCAAGGGGGACACCAAAGAACGUGCUGACCAACACUACACCCGGUCUGCUCCAUUUCAACGGCCCCUCCCACGAGGACGACGUGUGGCCCACCUGUUUCCAUACGAUGAAUACGCAGUCCUGGGCCCGGCACAACCCGCUUUUGGCCACUUCGAAGAGUUAA